Molecule: messenger RNA, 946 nt
Organism: Sorex araneus (European shrew)
Lineage: Eukaryota; Metazoa; Chordata; Mammalia; Eulipotyphla; Soricidae
Product: BPI fold-containing family B member 1-like
Exons: 9
Coding region: 94-795 (233 amino acids)
Molecular function (GO): lipid binding
Source: RefSeq, a predicted model, not a curated record
CAGGUAGGAUUCCACUCCAAGGCACCAGAAAGGUUCUGAGCUUCCUGCCUGUCGGCUUCUACCCAGGACUCCUGCUGCCCUCCAUCCCGGAAGAUGAGCCACACCAGGACCCUCACCCUCCUCUGUGUUCUGCUGUUGCCCACCCUGCUCAGUGCCCACCUCAGCCCGGAAGUCAUCCAAGAGCGGCUCCCCCAGAAGCUGAAGGACCAUGAUGCCGAAAGCGUCCUCCGGGAGCUGCCCCUGCUCAGCGCCCUGUGUGAGGAGCCAGCCAGGGACCCACUCACCCUCCACCGGCUGCUGUGCUCCACACUGAGGAAGAGGCUGCAGAUGAACAUCUCCUCAGCCCACAUCCUCCAGCUCCAGACACUGCCCUCAGCUGACAGCCAGGAGCUGACGGUCAAGGUGCCCCUGGACAUCGAGGUUGAAUUGAAAAUGCUUCUGGUCAAGGACAUGAUCAAGCUCCAGGUAUCCAUGGAGGCCCAAGCCAGCAUCAGAGAAGAGGUGACUGACAGUGGCGAGAAACGCCUUGUCCUGGGCGCCUGCUCUAGCAGUGAAGAGAACCUGCACCUUAACCCCAAGGACAAUGUCUUGUUUCUAGUUCGCCCUGCAGUCAACAAGGUGAUGAGUCUCCUGACACCGGUUCUGCCCAAGCUGGUGAAAAGACAGCUCUGUCCCGUGAUUGAAGCUGCUGUUCAGGAUCUACGAGGGGAUAUUCAGCAAUCUGAGACAUUCUUUCCACCAAUUGAUAAGCCAGAAAGCCCUGUGGAACCCAAGAAACUGGAGGUGGCUUCAUGAUCUCUGACCAAGGUCAAGGAUGCCCUUGUCAUCAUAUCAGCCUCCUUGUGAACCCUGGACCACUCUCCUCACUCAGUGACAUUGGACGGGGCCACCCAGAGCAAGCAGGAGCCCAGUGGGGUGUGGGAGGCCACCGUGUCAACUGUUCCUC